Messenger RNA from Fusarium odoratissimum NRRL 54006, 2769 nucleotides. RefSeq names its product coproporphyrinogen III oxidase. Gene Ontology annotation, cellular component: mitochondrial intermembrane space; cytoplasm. Gene Ontology annotation, molecular function: coproporphyrinogen oxidase activity. The record is from RefSeq and is a predicted model, not a curated record. Bases 419 to 1645 code for a protein of 408 amino acids. The transcript has 2 exons. NCBI's taxonomy places the organism in Eukaryota, Fungi, Ascomycota, Sordariomycetes, Hypocreales, Nectriaceae.
GAUCUCAUCGCCCGGAGAAGCUCUACACGAAUUAUAGGAGCAACCGGAGCUACAGUGGCCUAGUACCCCCGAGUGGUGCGUUGAUUUUGACCGCCCUCGGCACCGGCCGGCCACCGGAGCAGACAUUGUCGGGUGCCGCUCCACACUACCAAGUCCCUUAGACUCAGUCAGCCAAUUGCCGAACAUUCGAUUCUGACUAUCACCCGAGUUCCCAGUCGUUCUCAUAGAGACUUUGAACCUAACAAGAGGUACCUGUACCGUACUGUCGCAUCCUGGCACUCGCAAGUGGCCUCAUCCGAAACGCCUGAUCGUCGUAUCCUUUCUGUCUCUCUUUCUGUAUUCGUUCUCGGCCUUCGGCCUUGUUUUGCCGCUACUGUUUCCCGGGUCCUCGGGUUGCAUUGCCCAAAGAUAUAAUAUCAUGGCUGCCAGACGGCCUUCCCAGCGCCUUGCUGCGUACCUUGCAUCUCCUUCUACACGCUUCCCAAGAACCCAAUUCGCUUCUACGAGACGCUGGCUGUCUAGUUCUGCCGGUCCUAAAGCUCCACGAACCUCUUACUUCAACUACUCUCCUCUGUGGCUCGCUGCUGUCGCCCUCGGUACAGUCGCCCCUUUAGCUUACAAGAUGGCCGAAAUGGAACCUAUUAACGCCGACCCCUCCACUCUCGCCGACCGCGAUGCCCAGAAGAAGCGAGAGUCUGGCGUCAACGAAGACUCGCCUAUGCGUCUGCGCAUGGAAAAGUUUAUUCGGGAGCAGCAGGCUCUGAUUGUCGCUGAGCUCGAGAGAGUUGAUGGCAAAAAGUUUCGCAAGGACGAGUGGGAGCGCCCCAAUGGCGGCGGUGGCACAACCUGUGUUCUUCAAGAAGGCAACGUCUUCGAGAAGGCUGGUCUUGGCGUGAGUGUCGUCUACGGCUCGCUCCCCAAGCCUGCCAUUGAGAAGAUGCGCGCAAACCACAAAACCAUGGACCCCAACAUGGAGUCGAUCGACUUCUUCGCUGCAGGCCUCAGCAUGGUUCUGCAUCCUUACAACCCUAUGGCCCCUACGGUCCACCUUAACUACCGAUACUUUGAGACAGCCAACCCCGACGGUACAUCUCAAGCAUGGUGGUUCGGUGGCGGUUGUGAUUUGACACCCUCUUACCUCUUCGAUGAGGAUGCCAUUCACUUCCACAAGACGAUCAAGGCAGCUUGCGACGCUCACGACAAGGACUACUACCCACGAUUCAAGAAGUGGUGCGAUGAGUACUUCUACAACAAGCAUCGAGGCGAGGCCCGUGGUAUUGGUGGCAUCUUCUUCGACGACCUCGAUGAGACUGAGCGCGAUCGCGAGAACACCUUUUCCUUUGUCCAAGACUGCCUCAAAGCCUUCCUGCCCUCUUACAUUCCCAUCAUCGAGAAGCGUAAGGAUAUGCCCUACACUGAGGCAGAGAAGGAUUGGCAGCAGCUGCGCCGUGGCAAGUACGUCGAGUUCAACUUGGUGCACGACCGUGGUACAGCAUUUGGCCUGAACACCCCUGGAUCAAGGGUCGAGAGUAUCCUUAUGAGCUUGCCGUUGACGGCUGGCUGGAAGUACAUGCAUGAGCCUGAGCCUAAGAGCAGGGAGCAGCGCCUGGUUGAUGUCCUCAGGGACCCCAAGGAGUGGGUUUGAGUUACUGCUCUUUUGAUCUAAGAGAGGAAAUUUAUUUGUGUGAAAGCAUGAGGUCGAGCGAUUGUUUAGUGUAUCAUAUGCGAGGAUCAUAGAUGGGGACACCCAGGGUGGUGCAGGCUAUUAGGUACAAAAAGACGGACAAGUUGUCCGAUAUGAGAAUAUUAAAAAAAAUCAAAAUAAUUCAUAUAAUUCAUGAAAUGAUUCGUUGAACUGGUGAUUCUUGUGGAAGUUGAUGCGUAUUCUUGAGCUGACACUUUGGCUGUCAUUGAAUAUCACCACUCAUCUCAAACGUGGAGACUAGACUUCUUCCUUCAACAUCAUUCAUCGAACCAUGCAAAAGCACUCGUCAACUCCACGGCAAUGGAGCCUCUCCCCUCCCAUCGCCAGUUGAUUACAUCCCUCAUAAGUUCCGUCUCCAAUAUCGCGCCAUCGACCACCGCAGAAGACAUAUCAUCAGCGCAGCCACUUCGGGCCGCUCAACAACCCACAUUAUCACCCUUACAAGCCAUUCUCCCCUCUCAACGGCCUCUACUAUUAACUCUCCAUGUGCUGUUCCCAACUCUUCUACUCCCAGCGCUGGAUCUUCUCGAUCGGUGUCUCGUUAUCAGGCUAGUGCGAAAUGAGGAGCUUCAAGAUGGGAUUUCAUCAGAUAAGAUAAAGAACGACAUGUUUCUUGUUCGCUCUCUCGCUACAACACUUUCACGCCGCACGCGAGACUUCAGUGCAUCAUCGAAGCGCUACGUUGUGCAUCUUGAUGCGUGGAAUUGUACAUGUCCGAGCUUUACAUUGGAUGCUUUCCCAGCUCAUGCUCAUGCUGUCUCAACUACGAACCAAGUACAGCAGUUACCAACUGAAGAUGGAGAGUGGUCCUUUGGAGGCAUGAGUAUGGAUCCACGGGGAGAUGCUCCUCCAUGUUGCAAACACCUACUUGCAUGCUUACUUGUGGAUAAGUGGUCAGAAAUGCUCGGCAUGUGUGUUGAGGAUCGGGUUGUAUCAAAAGAUGAAAUGGCUGGUAUCGUAGCCGACUUGUAAAUAUGGUUCAUCAUAGCAGUAUCGAAAGACCCGUCUCUCAAGACGUAUCUGUCCAGUAUGUAUUAUCCGCGCUCCGUCCUCUAAUAAUCCAG